AAACUCAAAACAAAGGAAAAUGGUGACAGUGAGGAUCUUCAAGCUUCAGCACCUCAUUCGUUUUAUGAGAGCAUUCCAUUUACUCACCACAAUCGGUGAAGAAAGAGGCAACAUCGAAUUUUACAAGUCUGGUUUAGACUUCGUAGUCAUCUCCCGUCAUCUCUUUGUACUACUACAUAUUAGACAUCCAUUUUUACACCAUUACCAACCUCCAAAUUCUUCAAACUAUUUCACAAUUCAUCUUAAGGAAUUUCGCCAGCAUCUUGGACAUAGAGCACUUACUUCUUCUUCAAUGGACUUCAAUCUUGAUCAUCAUUAUCCACCACUAGCAGCCCUUACAUUUCACGAUGAUAAUUCUGGUGCGCGCUUCACUCGUAUAAUAAACGUGUCAAAUUCAGAACAUAUAGGGAAACUUGGUGGUCUUACAAUUAAAAAAUUUGUCUCAAUGGAUUCAGAAAAGUUUAAACUAAUUGUGAUGGAGUUCAUGAAUAUUGACAAAGUUAAUGUUGUUUUGACUAAUUCACAAGUGACAUUCUCAAGUGAAUUCAAAGAGAUAACUAUUAAUGCAGAGGACCAAGGAUGCAUAAUUAGUGGUGUCGAUGAUGGUGAAAGAAUUCAAUACUCAGUAAGGUUUCAACCCACAUCAUUUUUUUGCGAUUUGGCAAAUUUGAUAGAGAAGGUAACGUUCUAUCAUGAGACAACUAAAAGGAAUAUUGCAAUGUCAGCUCCAAUCGGCUUCAACUCUAUAUUUAUUAUCAAUUUUCUGAAUAUUGAAUGAGUAAAAAACAUGGAAAAAUUGUUCCAAUUUUGUUUGAUAUAUGACAUCUUUUAACCUUCUCAGUGCAA
Cucumis melo (muskmelon) is the source of this 846-nucleotide messenger RNA. RefSeq lists its product as uncharacterized. Bases 20 to 778 code for a protein of 252 amino acids. The transcript is spliced from 4 exons. NCBI's taxonomy places the organism in Eukaryota, Viridiplantae, Streptophyta, Magnoliopsida, Cucurbitales, Cucurbitaceae. The record is from RefSeq and is a predicted model, not a curated record.